UUGGCUGACAACCCGGAAAAAGGGAAAUGAGGAAGAUGUUUUGGGCCGGAAUGAGACGCCAAUGGGCGAAGAGGAAAUAAGAUAAGAUAAGCGAAACUGCUGUUUGUAUGCUUCCCUCUUGUUUUGUUCUUAUUUCACACAUGCCUGACCUUUUACUCAGUUGAUUACAGAGAGAAUGAAAGCCCCAAAUACCAUACAAAACUCAUGUCAAAUAUUAACAAGGCAACUGGAUGGUGUGCACAAUCACAUCACGAUACAGGUACAGUGCUGCACUAUAAAAUGGCUGCUGUUAUUCUUAUUGGAUAUUGGGGAGAGCAAUCAUUCCCAUCCGGUGUGUUAUGCGAACUCGUCCAAUUCGCUUAAUUAAAUGCUCUUUCAUAACAUGGAAGUAGGUAUUGUACAUACAUAAUUCGUUUUGUUGCGAUUCAUACAACAGAUUACACCAAGAGUAAGUAAAUGUGUGAUGAAUUGAAAUAAGAUCAUUAUCAUUGACGCCCAUGCUGAGCCGAGAAAUGACAUUACAUGGCUGUUUCCUGUAUUCUCUGUGUGUUCAAGUUGCUGUUGGUUGAGGGUAAAUUCUUAUCAUAACCUUGAUGUCACUCUCCUUCCCUGUAGACUGCACUUGGUCCUUGCAGGUUGGGAAACAUUUGUGCAUAGAGGAUCAGUGUGUGUGUGUGCGUGUGUGUAAAUCAUGCAACCCAAUCUGCGCAACCGUGUGUAAAUCAUGCAGCCCAAUCUGCUGCUCUUGGCCCUGCGGCAAAAUAUCUUCUGUGAACUAGGUGUGGACUUGUAACAGCCAUCCUAUCACUUUGCAACAGGUUCCAACAAUAUCCGCAUUUUAAAAAAAGCAACACAAAGAACCAGGGAUCAAGCGUUGUCAAGUGAGGACUUGUUGGGUGCACGCCACAAGGUGGUAGUAUUCCACCAAGCAGUCCAACAAGUGCCAGUUCUAGUCGGUUGCUUUAGAGCUGGGGUCAGGGAGGGCUAUUGUGGUCAAGGUUGUAUACUUUGAUUGUGUUGACUAGUAAUUUUGUCGCAAAGGUAUGUUUUGGGGAUAAAAUCCAGUCUUUGUUGUGGUUGAUGUGACUGCUUACAAUACAUUGUAUUUGAAAACUACUAUCGUAAUGCAUAGAAUGUUUUUGCUUUUUGGGUGGGGGUGCCGCUUCCUCAUCUGAUCACUGACUCAUUGCCUGAUCUCGCCCCCCCCCUUCUUCCCCUGGCUACAGCCUGAUGCAAGUCUCUCCAGCGCUGCAUUGAUCCUCAUUUGCCAACCGCCAUCUGCCCUUAAACUUCCUGCCUUGCCAGUCUCCCAGGACUCCACUCACUCACCGUGGCCAUUUGGUGAUCUGUUACAACCAAUGACAACAAAGUAAGCCUGGAUGUUAUAUGGCCUUGAUGUUACACCUCAGUGAUGCCGUGCUGUGUCCUCCCAUGCUGUUCUGUCCAUUUACAUGUGGGGGAGGUCCUCAACUUGGUGGAAUGGUUUUGCCGGCAGCACCGCGUGAGGCCGACUCCACUCUAAUGGCUUUGCUAUAAAAAAAAAAAAAAAAGAACAUCAUCACAUCAUCAACACAGUAGCAAAAAAGAACGACGGAAAGCAAAACGGACUUUUAUCGACCACAAUCGUCCCCUGGGAGUGCGAGCAGCUCUCCUAAACCUUUUUUUAAUGUCUGCUGGAGGGGAUGGAGGAGGCAGCCACGUUGUCCUGAUGGUGAGAUUAAACGGAUAAAGUAAAAGGACAUCAUGCUGCAGAUGACAUCACACGGUCAGACCAAAGUUUACAGCACUCUCCUCGCAGAUGGGCAGUGAGGGCCGCCCUCUCUUCCGUCCAAAACAGCCAUCAGCUGAUGAAGCCUGUGGAUUUUCCGCGGGCUCGCAUCGUCAAUUGUUCCUCCUGGCGCACCUACUCUGUCCUCCGCUGCACCUGAUUGGAUCUGAAUCUCCCCGAAAGAACCAAUGACAACAGAGUACAUUGGAGAGCAGACAUACACCAAGGCUGCGGUGUUGCACCAGCUGAUCGUUUCAUCAAAUACUCUGCAACAAGAAAUCAUGCAAGAGGAGCGCUGAAGUUGCACUAGGAGAAAAACGGGGGAAAGAAAAGGAGGAUUUUCUUCGGGUUUGGACGUGGAGAACCCAGGAAGGGUUCGGGGGAAGAAGAGCUUUGGGCUGCGGGGCUGCAUGAGGAUCUUCACCCGGCGGUCAGCUCGGUCUCCUCGACGCAGAGAUGCCAGUGCGCGCCGUGACCACCAGGUUCAUGUACAAGGGGCUGUGCACCAUCCCGGAUGUCCUCACCUACCGGACCCCCGUAAGUCUCCCUGAGGAUGAGCUGGAGGAAAUCCGAGAGGCGUUCAAAGUGUUUGACCGAGAUGGCAACGGCUUCAUCUCCAAACAGGAGCUGGGCAUGGCCAUGCGUUCCCUGGGCUACAUGCCUAAUGAGGUGGAGCUGGAGGUCAUCAUCCAGAGACUGGACAUGGAUGGAGACGGUCAGGUGGACUUUGACGAGUUUGUCACGUUGCUCGGUCCCAAGCUAUCUACGGCCGGAAUGCCGGAUAAGUUCCAUGGAGCAGACUUCGAUUCUGUCUUCUGGAAGUGUGACAUGCAGAAGCUGACGGUGGACGAGCUCAAGCGUCUUCUAUACGACACCUUCCGGGACCACCUCACUAUGAAGGACAUCGAGAACAUCAUCAUGACCGAGGAAAACCAUCUCAACAGCCCCGAGUCACACGUGGACAUCGACACGAGCCCCACGCAACAGGAGAAGCACACGUGUGUGCGCAAGAGCCUGAUCUGUGCCUUCGCCAUCGCGUUCAUCAUCAGCGUCAUGCUCAUCGCCGCCAAUCAAAUGCUGCGCAGAGGAAUGAAGUAGCCCACCUGUGAACCAAAUUUUCUUUCUUCACAUUUUCACCAGCUUGUGCAAUCGAACGAAUGAUGUCGACGACGCUGGCUUCCACCGGACAUGAUGAAAUAUUGUGUUGAUAAUCAAUACCACUUUACAAUAAGGGCACCGCUUCAAAGGGUUUAAUUCCUGCUUGCUAAAUUGCUUACAAAGCUGUUGUUGGCACUUUCUAAUGACAUCACAAUCCGAUAUAAAACGAUGGGAGUUACAUCGGGCUGCUAAAUAGUGAGACUCAUUUCAUUCUACUGCUUUGUCGCUUUGUAAAUACUGUUCAUUAAUUAGCUCACCCCAAUGUUCAAAUAACUUUGAUUUAGCCUAUGACUCAAACCUGCCGUAGAUCAAUUCAAACUUUUCAUUCAUCAUGAAUGAAGCGUGGAAACCCCAUUUAAACCCAAGGCCAAAAAAAAAACAUUUAAACUUAUUUAUUGGUGAUAUUUAUUACUGUUUAUAUAUGACAUUGACAUUUUUAAACACAGUUAACGCGAUUUAUGAACAAACUCCUUAUUUGAAAAAAGUACACUAAAAGUAAUGUAUUUAAAACUAUGAAGGAUUUUAAUUAUGGAAGCAUUUCAAUGCAAUCUAUGCGCAACCACGUAAAAGGAUUUACAACACGGUCACUGAUCGAUUGAUUUUGUUCUAUCCGUUCAUCCAUCCAUUUUC
This is a messenger RNA of Hippocampus zosterae (dwarf seahorse), 3556 nucleotides long. It is a transcript of the gene cabp7b, whose product is annotated as calcium binding protein 7b. Gene Ontology annotation, molecular function: calcium ion binding. The record is from RefSeq and is a predicted model, not a curated record. Bases 2225 to 2866 code for a protein of 213 amino acids. The transcript has 11 exons. Lineage: Eukaryota; Metazoa; Chordata; Actinopteri; Syngnathiformes; Syngnathidae.